AUGGUGAAAAAUACGGCAUGGAAUGCAGUAGUCGCCGGUGGGCGAAACUCCGACAACCCUGGCGAAGGAGGUCAAAACCAACCGCCGUCAUGCUUCAAACUUAAUGGCUAUCCAGAGUGGUUUAAAUUGUUGAAAGAAGAAAGGGCAAAACUAGGUGGAAAAUCAGUGGCAAACUCAGUUAAGACUGAAGGAAUAGGCAAAGGUACAGUUGCACCUGAAGAAAGGAAUGAGCUACCACUCCAGGAUAUAUCAAAUUUGAUAAAACAGGAAAUAGCCAAGUAUAUGGGAUCAGGAAGUGGACAAAAGGUGAAUGGAGGAGACAAUUAUGCACAUUUUGUGGAAUUUGCAGGGAAACCAGGCCAGGUGUGUCACUUAAAGAAGAGCCUCUACGGGUUGAAACAAGCAUCACGGGAGUGGAAUGCUGAAUUUUGUGCAAAAUUGUUGGCUUUUGGUUUUGUGCAAUCAGCACAUGAUCACUGCCUAUUUGUGAAAAACGAUGCACAUGGUUUUAUGGCUUUAAUCAUUUAUGUUGAUGAUAUACUUUUAACCGGUUCACAUGUUGAGGCCUUGGAGCACGUCAAAGUAUAUUUGGAUGGCUUGUUUACAAUCAAGGACCUAGGUGACGCAAAGUAUUUUCUGGGGGUUGAGUUAGUCAGAGGACACGAAGGGAUAUAUUUGAAUCAAAUAAAGUAUGUGAUGGACAUUCUCAAAGAUACGGGGAUGGUUGAUUGCAAAGCUGUCUCCACACCUUUUCCCAAUGGCCUGAAGUUAUUUUCUGGUCAUGGUGAUACUCUACACGAUCCAGAUCAAUAUAGAAGAUUGGUAGGCCGACUGCUUUAUCUUAAUAUGACAAGGGCUGAUAUUACUUAUGCUGUUCAACAACUAAGUCAAUUUGUGGGUUCUCCUUGCUCUAGUCAUUGGGAUGCAGCCCUUCAUGUUGUUCGGUAUCUCAAAGGCCAGCCUUCUCUUGGUCUUUUUUAUCCUUCUUGUGCUCUUUCUACUCUCAGUGCUUAUAGUGAUGCUGAUUGGGGGUCUUGCCCAGAUAGUAGAAGGUCUUUGACUGGUUAUUGUGUUUUCUUUGGCAAAUCCCUUAUUGCUUGGAAAACAAAGAAGCAGGUCAUGGUUUCUCGGUCCUCAGCUGAGGCCGAGUGUAGAGCUCUUGGCAGUACUGUUUGUGAGCUCAAAUGGUUGUCUUACCUUCUUCAUGACUUACGGAUUACUUUUACUACUCCUGUGCCUCUUUGGUGUGACAAUCAGGCCGUCCUUUAUAUUGUUGCCAAUCCGGUUUUUCACGAGGGAACAAAACAUCUAGAAAUUUAUUGCCAUUUGGUUCGUGAUGAGUUUAAAGCUGGCUUUGUGAAGCCCCUCAAGAUGUCUUCUACCUUGCAGUUAGCCGACAUUUUUACUAAGCCCUUGGGGCCUUCUGUUUUCUUUUCUUUGAGGUUCAAGCUUGGUCUUGCUGAUGUUCAUCAAGUACCAGCUUGA
This is a messenger RNA of Striga hermonthica, 1485 nucleotides long. The record is from the annotation of a GenBank genome assembly. NCBI's taxonomy places the organism in Eukaryota, Viridiplantae, Streptophyta, Magnoliopsida, Lamiales, Orobanchaceae.